CAGCUAGUUAAUGUUAUGAAACUUUGUUGUUAGGUUUGAAAAUAUAUUGUUAGGGUUUAAGGUAAGGUAUUUAGUAUGUGAGAUUUAUCUCCCAGUUUAAUUGUUGUGUUCAUCUAAUGUUGUUUAUCAAUAAUAGCUUUUCAUGAGACCCUUCUCUUUUGUGGAAACUAAGAAUCAUCAUACUUUAUAUCAUAUAAUCUACUGCAGUAGGUAAAGAUUGUGACAAAAUUUAUUCCGUUAUAUCACUGUCUAUUGUGAUACCCCACUUUUAUUUUUCUUCAACCUCUUUCCUGUCUUAGCAAUUUAGUCUUAAUUAAUGUUAUGUUUCUCCUUGUGAACGUAAAGACAAUGGAUGAUGGCCUUCAUGGAAACAACGGUGGAAUGCACAAUGGCGGAGAUGAACAUCCAAUGCAUGUGCAGUAUGAGCAUCACGUUAUGAUGGAUGACAACGCUGAUGAUGAUGGGAUGAAUGGUGGACUUGAGCCAGACAUUCCUUCUCACCUUGGAAACCCAUCUGACCAUCGCGGCGAAGUUGUGGACCGUGGCAGUGAAAAUGGAGACCAGUUGACGUUGUCCUUUCAAGGACAAGUUUAUGUUUUUGACCAUGUUUUGCCUGAGAAGGUUCAAGCUGUGCUUUUGUUACUUGGUGGACGGGAAGUACCACAGACACUCCCUACAGCCCUAGGAUCACCUCAUCAGAACAAUAGGGUACUGGGUCUAUCUGGUACUCCUCAAAGGUUAAGUGCCCCACAGCGGCAAGCCUCGUUGCUCAGAUUCAAGGAGAAAAGAAAAGGGAGGAAUUUUGGUAAGACCAUUCGCUACACUGUCAGGAAGGAGGUAGCAUCGAGAAUGCAGCGUAAGAAAGGUCAGUUCACAUCUGCCAAGUCAAGCAAUGAGGAUUCUGCAUCCACAGGAUUGGAUUGGGAAUCAGGCCAGAGCUGGGCCUUAGAAGGAUGUGAAUCUCAGAAGCCGGAGGCUAUAUGUCGGCACUGUGGAACGAGUGAGAAUUCGACACCGAUGAUGCGGCGUGGACCUGAAGGGCCAAGGACACUGUGUAAUGCAUGUGGACUGAUGUGGGCAAACAAGGGAGCUCUUAGAGACUUAUCCAAAGCCCCUCCUCCUCAAAUAACCAGGCAUCAGCCUGCAAAUAAGAAUGACGACUCAAAUCUUGAGGCUGAUCAAAUGAUGGUAGUAGCUGGUGACAUUAGCAACUCAAACUGAGAAAAGUAUUGCGAGCAAGAAAAGAUGUGAGUUGGGUUUAGGGUUCUUUGGGACACUCAUAUGAAUUUGCUGUUUUACUCAUUUAGAAGAUUACUCAUCAGAAGAGAAAAAACACAUUUGCUCAGUCUCUCUCAACUGUAUUAUUUUCUUGCUCAAGUAGAAACAGUGAACAGUUGCUUGUCUUUAACUUUUUAGUAAAUCCCAUA
Molecule: messenger RNA, 1427 nt
Organism: Eruca vesicaria subsp. sativa (arugula)
Lineage: Eukaryota; Viridiplantae; Streptophyta; Magnoliopsida; Brassicales; Brassicaceae
Source: the annotation of a GenBank genome assembly